AUGCCCCGUCUUGCCCGAAGCAUUGGUGAAUGGAGGUUUAAGAACAGCCUGAAUCCACCAACAUGUGAUUCCUGUCAGCUCACUCUGGAUCUCAACACAGUGAAUAAAAACCUCUGUCUGUCUGAGGAGAACAGAGUGAUUACUGCCACUGAAUCAGUCCAGCAGUAUCCUGAUCAUCUGGACAGAUUUCAUAAUUUUUAUCAGGUGUUGUGUCAAGAGAGUGUGUGUGAACGCUGCUACUGGGAGGUGGAGUGGAGCGGUCGUGCUGUGUGUAUAUCAGUGUCAUAUAAGACCAUCAGCAGGAAGGGAUCUGGUUCUGAGUGCAUGUUUGGAUAUAAUGAUCAGUCCUGGGGUUUGUUCUGCUCUUCCACCAGUCAAACAGUCAACAACAUAAAUACUAAACUCCCAGAGGUGUGCAACUCAAGUAGAAUAGGGGUGUAUGUGGAUCACAGUGCAGGAACUCUGUCCUUCUACAGCGUCUCUGACACAAUGAUCCUCAUCCACAGAGUCCACACCAUAUUUAUGCAACCUUUGUAUCCUGGGUUUAGAGUUUGUAAUCAUGAAUCAGCAGUGAAACUGUGUGGCAUAACAAACUAG
This is a messenger RNA of Myxocyprinus asiaticus (Chinese sucker), 597 nucleotides long. Its product is annotated as stonustoxin subunit beta-like. The record is from RefSeq and is a predicted model, not a curated record. The transcript has 2 exons. The coding region runs from base 1 to 597 and encodes 198 amino acids. Gene Ontology annotation, molecular function: protein binding. Lineage: Eukaryota; Metazoa; Chordata; Actinopteri; Cypriniformes; Catostomidae.